Molecule: messenger RNA, 3126 nt
Organism: Marmota monax (woodchuck)
Lineage: Eukaryota; Metazoa; Chordata; Mammalia; Rodentia; Sciuridae
Gene: Rab44
Product: RAB44, member RAS oncogene family
Exons: 14
Coding region: 125-2788 (887 amino acids)
Molecular function (GO): GTPase activity; GTP binding
Source: RefSeq, a predicted model, not a curated record
UGAUUAAGCAAGAGACAAGACUGUUAACAGUCCCCAGGCGUGGGCUCUGCAGGGCGGCAGGGCGCUGUCACCAAGUCCAGGAGCACCGGGCUGCAGCGGGGAGCCUUUGAAGGUCCAAGGCGCCAUGGAAAAUGGACAGAAAAUACCUCGGAAAGGCCGGAGGUUGGGCUCCAGUCGGCGACGGCAGACCAGAGAGCCAGCUGAUGGCCAGGAUGCCCCGGUAGCCCCAGAGCCAGAGGCCUGGUCCGCCCAGGCAGAUGCGGAACUGCAGGCCUUCUUCCAGGACUGUGGAGCCCAGGAGAGGGGGUUUGUCACACGCGAGGACCUGGCGGACGCCAAGUUCAGUUUCCUGGCCAGCCAGGAGGAGCCACAGAUGAUCUUCGACUGGGUGGACGUGGAGCAGAGGGGCCGCCUCUCCCUGGAAGAAUUCAGCUCUGGACUCAGAACCCUCUUUGGCUCCAGCCUGAGCACCCAGAGGCUCCGCAGAAGGCGGCCGCUGCCCGCUCGGGUGUCCGUGGCCACCAGCUUCCCUGCGCUGGAGGAGGCGGACGCUGAGGAGAGGGAGGCAUUCCUUGCCCUCAUGGGGCAGCUGGGGACCAGCCACACUCUUCCUGAGCAGGCGGAGCUCUGGCAGCUGUGGGGGAAGCUGCGGCAGGAGGAGCCCCAGCUGGCGGGCAACCUCGAGGCCUUCCUGGCCAGGGUGAGCGGCCGCCUGCAGGAGGUCCGGGCCGACCGGGAGGCGCUGGAGCUGACCCUGAGGAAGCGUGACUCCGACCACCACCGCGAGGUGCGCCGGCUCUAUGAGGAGAUGCAGCAGCAGAUCAGCAGGGAGAAGCGGCAGCUGCAGGCCGAGAGCGACUCCCGGGGCCUGGCCCUCAGCUCCCAGAUGCAGGAAGUCCUGGAGGCCAAGGAGCAAGAGGUGCAGAAGCUGGCCGAGGGCCAGAGGGAGCUGGAGGCCCGGCUCCAUCACCUCAGUGACACGCAGCAGGAGGCCGACUCAGAGAACCGGCAGCUUCAGGAGGCCAAGCAGGACCUGGCUGGGCAGCUGGAGGAGAUGCGGGGUCAGUUGCAGGUCACCAGGAGACACCUGGAUGCUGCCAGGGGCCGAGUGUCCUGGCAGAUAGAGGAGGAACCCAGUGUCCCCCGUUCACCUGAGAAGGCCCCAAGCCCUCCAGCGAUCUCCCCGGAAGAGCUGCCCCUGCCUGGGCUGUUUGGGGACAACGAUGACUGGGGCCAGCUCCUGAACUUCAGCAGCCCUCCCCCCAAAGCCCUGCAGCUCUCCUGGAGCCCACCCCCAACCCCAAGAGACGCCGCAGGCCCCCAGACACCCCGCGUGGUCAGGCAGAUCUCCCUCUCCAAGUCACACGCUUUGCCAUUUGGUCAGGAGCCAUCCUCUGGAAUUGACCCAGAGGAGCAGGACCUUGGUCUAGAGCGUCCUGUGAAGCCCCGAGGCCUGGAACCCGACACUGAGCCAGGACCCAGCCCCAAGGCCCCCCUCCCCUGGAGUCCGGGAGCCCCAGCUGGGGGGUCAGGGAGCCUGGUGGCAGCUGCCCUCCGGGUGCUCAUUCCUUUGGAGGCCGAGCCUGCCCCCCAGGGGGCUGUGGCCCUCCCAGAGGGGCCAACGGAACCCUCCUGGGGCCUGCGGUCAGUGGGUCAGUCUCCCACAGAAGGGCUGGGGCAGGGCCACCCCGGGGGGCUAAGAGAGGCUCCUGGCCAGGCCCUCAGGCCAGACGGGCUACCUGCCUCCCCUCUCCGGAGGCUGGAAGAGGAGCCCAAGGCUGAGGCAGGAAAACCAGUGGACCGCAGCCGGCAGGACCCUGGUUCCGCUCAGGCAGCUGAGGCUCCUGGCCUGGAAACUGGGCAUCCCGAGUCCCCCCAGCAGGAGCCUCCGCGUGCCCCUCUCCCCGCUGACCUACCCCAGACUCCUGUGGCAGCCCCUGCUCCUGGACAGCUGUCCCCUCCAGGGGACCCUCCGCCCAGGGCUGCUGCAGGGUCCCUAGAGUCCCCUCGACCAGGCCCCGAGCUGGCUGAGAGAGAAGCGCAACCCGGGUCCCCAGCCACAGCUGCUCUGGCGGAAAGAGAAGCAGGCCCCUCUGGGGCCGGGGAGCCAAGGGCCGGGAGCAGGCCUGAGGACCUGGGAUCCGACUCCGGGGAGGCUGGGCUGACCCCAUCCCUGGGGGACUCCCCAGCCAGCGGGCCUCCAGCUGACCCCGAGUACCUCUUCCACGUCAUCUUCCUGGGCGACUCCAACGUGGGCAAGACCUCCUUCCUGUACCUUCUGCACCAGAACGCCUUCGCCACGGGGCUGGCAGCGACCGUGGGAGUGGAUUUUCGGAUCAAAACCCUGAUGGUGGACAACAAGUGCUUUGCGCUGCAGCUCUGGGACACGGCUGGCCAGGAGAGGUACCACAGCUUGACGCGACAGCUGCUCCGCAAGGCUGACGGGGUGGUGCUCAUGUAUGAUGUCACCUCCCAGGAGAGCUUUGCCCACGUGCGCUACUGGAUGGACUGUCUACAGGAUGAAGGGUCGGGCCAAGCAGUCGUUCUUCUCCUGGGAAACAAGAUGGACUGUGAGGAGGAGCGCCAAGUGCCCACUGAAGCUGGGCGGCAGCUGGCCCAGGACCUGGGGGUCUCCUUCGGGGAGUGCAGCGCUGCCCUGGGUCACAACAUCCUGGAGCCCAUGGUGAACCUGGCCCGGUCACUCAAGGUGCAGGAGGACCGCCUGAAGGGCUCGCUGGUGGAGGUGGCCUCUGAGAGGCCUCCCAAGAGAGCUGGCUGCUGUCUCUGACCACCUGUCCCGUCCCACCCUGCUGGCUUCCUGUCCCUCAGCUCCUGUCCUGACUCCCCGGACACAGGCAGAAGCCCAGGACCAGCUUGAGAGUUGAGGAAAAGCCUCCUCAAAUCAGGACUCAGACGGCCCCACCUCGGCCCUGCACACUCCAGGGGACUUUGCUGAGUCAAAUAAGGCGGUCGGGGAUGGAGGUGGAAAGGAAAAUUCUAGAAGCCCAACCUAAGGAGGGGCUGGGGUUGUGGCUCAGCGGUAGAGCACUCGCCUGGCACGUGUGAGGCCCUGGGUCUGAUCCUGAGCACCACAUAUAAAUAGAUAAAUAAAAUAAAGGUAUGGAG